This is a messenger RNA of Oryza brachyantha (malo sina), 4169 nucleotides long. RefSeq names its product probable disease resistance protein At1g61300. NCBI's taxonomy places the organism in Eukaryota, Viridiplantae, Streptophyta, Magnoliopsida, Poales, Poaceae. Gene Ontology annotation, molecular function: ADP binding; protein binding. The transcript has 5 exons. The record is from RefSeq and is a predicted model, not a curated record. Bases 424 to 3426 code for a protein of 1000 amino acids.
UUCAUGCGCGCCACCUCCAGGCGAGCGGCGUCGCUGCUUAGCGCCGGGUGAGAUCUGCCGUGUCCAAUGACUGACCUCGCAGCUAAUACGCCGUUGGCGGAAUCGCGAUGGUCGUCGCGGCAGGCCUGCAGCUCGUCGCUGCUGACGCAAAGCAGGUCACUGGGGGCACUGUUCUUCAAAGUCCAUGCUGGGAAUUUCGCCUCAACUCCAUCGAUGAUCUCCUCUAGCGGCCUAAUUCCAACGUCUUCUCUUUACCUGUGGUGGAUUUUCGUCCUGAAUCCGGUUUUUGGAAUUUAGGUAAAAAUAUUCUAGGUUUUCGUAGCAAUCUAUAACUUGGAUUUAUCGUCUGGGCUUCUAGGUUGAACCACUUAUGUCAGAAAUGUUUAAAUAAGAUACUAAAGAGUUCAGUACUCUACUACAAGGAUGAAAAAUGAGAACAACAAAGUCCUAAUUUCGACAGCAUUUAUCUCGUUACCAAUUAAAGAAGCAACAACUAGUUCAAACCAUUGCCUUUUUCAUCACCUUAUUUUCAUGUUAUACAUGUUUGUUUUAAUGCUGAUUGAUUCCAUAUCUAGUACUUUGGCAUCCCAUUUAUGGAAUCCUGUGGCUACACGGCUUAGAUAUCUAAUAGAGAUGGAAGAAAAUAUCGGAAAGUUGGACAACACUGUCAAAGACCUAGAAGUUAGGAAAAAUGAAAUCCAAAUCCGGCUUAAGAACUCUGAAGGGAAGCAAGAAACAUGUAAUCCUGAAGUUACAGAAUGGCUAGAGAAGGUAGCAGCGAUGGAAAUCGAAGUGCAUGAUAUAAAAAAUGUGCAGAAGAAGAGAAAGCAAUCUUUCAAUUAUUGGUCAAAAUACGAAAUUGGGAUGCAGGCUGCGAAGAAAUUGAAGGAAGCUGAAAUGCUACAUGAAAAAGGUGCAUUCAAACAGGUAUCGUAUGAGAUACCAUCAUAUUUCAUGCAAGAAGUGCCCACUGUACCUUCAACUAAAGGAACAGAUUGUAAUUUAAGAGAAGUUCUCCAGUACCUCAAAGACGAGAAAGUUGGAAUUAUAGGGAUAUGGGGAAUGGGGGGAAUUGGUAAGACCACCUUGCUCAGAAAAAUCAACAAUCACUUCUUAGGUGUAAUAAAAGAAAACUAUGAAUUUGACCUUGUUAUUUAUGUUGUGGCAUCAACAGCCAGUGGAAUAGAGCAGCUUCAAGCAGAUAUUGCUGAAAGGAUUGGGCUGUUCCUGAAACCAGGUUCUAGCUUUGAAAUACGAGCUUCAUUUUUGUUAAGUUUCUUAAGGGGAAAGAAAUUCUUACUUCUGUUAGAUGAUUUAUGGGGUUAUUUGGAUCUAUCUGAAGCUGGUAUUCCAUAUCCCAAUGGCCUAAAUAAGCAGAAAGUAGUUCUGGCAACACGUUCCGAGAGUGUUUGUGGACAUAUGGGAGCUCACAAGACAGUUUUUAUGGAAUGCCUGGACCAAGAAAAGGCUUGGCAAUUGUUCAAAGAAAAAGCCACAGAAGAAGUUAUUAAUUCAGAUGUAAGGAUUGGAAGGCUAGCAAAGGAAGUUGCAAAAGAAUGUGGGGGCUUGCCCCUUGCUCUUGCAACUAUUGGUCGUGCAAUGUCCACCAAGAGGACCUGGCAUGAAUGGACGCUUGCACUGUCAUAUCUGAAGAAGUCCCGCAUUCAUGAGAUCCCAAAUAUGGGAAAUGCUAGCUAUAUAUACACUAGGCUAAAACUAAGCUAUGACUAUUUGCAGGAUAAACAGAUCAAAGAAUGUUUUUUAUGUUGUUCUCUGUGGCCUGAAGACUACUCAAUUUGGAAAGCUGAAUUGAUAGACUGUUGGAUGGGGAUGGGUUUGAUAGAAUAUGAUACUAUAGAGGAAGCGUACAACAAGGGCCACUCUAUUAUUGAGUACUUGAAGAACGCAUGCUUAUUGGAGACUGGUUACUUAGAAGAUAGUGAGGUGAGAGUACAUGACAUUAUCCGAGAUAUGGCACUGUGGAUAUCUUCUGGUUGUAGUGAUCAAAGCAUGAACUGGAUUGUUCAGGCAGGGGUUGGAAUUCAUAACAUUGCUAACAGGGAUAUUAAGAAAUGGAGGUCAGCCAGAAUGAUAUCACUCAUGUGCAAUUAUAUCAGUGAACUUCCUCAGGCCAUCAACUGUCCUAACCUCCAAUAUUUGUCACUGCAGCAGAACUUUCGGUUGAAGGUGAUUCCGCCUUCUCUUUUUGUAAGUUUGUUAUCUGUUACAUACUUGGAUUUGUCUUGGGUUCCCAUCGAAAUACUUCCAGAAGAAAUUGGCACACUAGUUGAACUCCAGUAUCUCAAACUGAAGCAAACACACAUCAAAAUACUGCCUCUGGCAAUUGGCCAGUUAACAAAAUUGAAGUGCCUGCAUUUGAAUUAUAUGGAUUUCUUGGAGAAGAUACCAUAUGGUGUUUUUUCAAAUUUAUCAAUGCUACAAGUGCUGAACUUGUAUGGUAGCAGAUAUGCAGGCUGUGAAGAGGAAUUGCAUUCAAGAAAUCAUAUGGAUCAUGAUGAGUUUAGAAUAGAAGAAUUGUCUUGCUUAAGUAGAGAAUUAAAAGCCCUGGGAAUAACAGUGAAGAAAGUGAGUACCUUGAAGAAGCUUCUUGAUAUUCAUGGAAUUCACAUGAGAUUGCUUGGUCUAUAUAAAUUGAAUGGUGAGGCAUCUCUUACGCUCACUAUACCAGAAAGUGUCCUUGUUCUUAAUAUAAUGGACUGUUCAGAAUUGAAGGAAUUCUCUAUUAUUAACAAGCCACAGCGCUAUCAUGAUCAUCUUGUGAGGCUGGAGUUUCUCACCUUUUGGGAUCUUCCUAGACUUGAGAAGAUAAGUAUGGGGCAUCUUCAGAACCUUCGUUUCCUUAAUGUAGGGAAAGCCAAUCAACUGAUGGACCUAUCUUGCAUUCUAAAACUAGUGUAUCUGGAGCAAUUGGAUGUGUCUUGCUGCAAUAAAAUGAAGCAGCUAGUCCAUAUAAAGAAUAAUAUCAAUAUGGAAGUACGAGAUGAAAUGCCAAUCCAGGGAUUUCAACGACUGAGAAUCUUGCAAUUGAAUUCAUUGCCAAGCUUGGAAAACUUCUGUAACUGUAGGCUUGAAUUUCCUUCUUUGGAAUACUUUGAUGUGUUUGCUUGUCCUAAGCUGAAAAAGCUACCUUUGUGGCAUGAGAUGGUCAAGUUAAAGUGUAUCAGGGGGGAGAAAAUGUGGUGGGACAAUCUUAAGUGGGACAAUCAAAGCAUUUCUUUGUCACUAUUUCCAUUUUUUAAAGCAUCUGAAACUCGUUUAGCAUCCUUCAGACCGGAGCUAGAUACUGAUGUGAUAUCCUCACCCAAAGCUUUCUUCACCAAAAGGCAGCCCCAUUUGCGUUCAUCUGUUCGGUACACAACUUACCUAAAAUCUAUAUUUGAAGAUGAGGAGCUUAUUAGCCCUUAGAAAGUGGGACUGCAGCUACCUGUUCAAUAAUAUUGUCCUAUCAUUCAUUCAUGCUGUCUACAAGAAUUGGAUUACAAAAGGUUUAAGGCUCUAUACUGCUGGGAUGACCGAAAAGAGGACAUCCAACAGACUCAAGGUGGCAAGUAACGACGACACGGUGGAUUUGUUAUUGGUCAUUGUCAGUUCCAAGGGAUCAUGUUAGUUGCUUGGACCUAUCUAUCCAUUGACUGAUUCAGUGUUAUUUUCCAUGAGCUCCAAAAUGAACCGAAAAAACUUGGUGAACAGAAGAGAAGAGAACAGGUGAAGCGAAGCCAACCACCACCUAACCUGGCGAUGGCGCCACCAGCAGCUGGCCAUCCUCCGGUCCUCUUCCGGUCUUGAGCGCUUCACUGCUGAAUUGGUAGGUUUGGAACAGAUGUAUGACGACUGACGAAAGCUAGCGUUGAUCAUGAUUUGACCAUGUACAACUACAGCCAACAAAUCUGCAGCAAGUCAUGUACAAGUACCAUGGGUUGUGAUUGUGUGGGAACGCCAUGUCGCGUGUACUGUAUUAUGAUUGUGAUUCUUGGGAACGACAUGAAGGGGUUGUUUGUAUCGGCAAAGUGUGGCAUGCCACGUAUUUUGUGGUCAACAAUUUGCUGACCAUAAUUGUGACAAGAUGUGGCAAAAAAACUAAGUGUAUGAUAAGAUGUGGUACAUCAUAGUUGUGACAUAAAUCAAAGGCAUGCCACGAGUGUAGUAAA